Messenger RNA from Mus caroli (Ryukyu mouse), 1426 nucleotides. RefSeq names its product methyltransferase 6, tRNA N3-cytidine (gene Mettl6). Lineage: Eukaryota; Metazoa; Chordata; Mammalia; Rodentia; Muridae. The record is from RefSeq and is a predicted model, not a curated record.
CGGAAAUAGCGGGGGCAGUGCCAUGGAGAGAGAGUUCCCCAGGACUGCUGCAGCCCACACUGCUGGACGAUUUCUGGUCUUAGGAGGAGCCCAGUUCAGCUAGAAGAUUCUGCUGCGGACGCCUGGGCUUGACUGACGGCAUCGUAUUCUGCUGGAAAGUCACCUGGGGAAACUGCAUCAGAGAAACUCCAGUGUCUACAAUCUCAGCAUCGAUUGUUCAGAUGGUUGAAGAACAGAGGACCUAUAGCAGCAUUGAAUGUGUUUCCAGCAACUACAAUGGCUUCUUUCCAAAGGAAAGGACUGCAAGCAAGGAUUCUUAGCACUGAAGAAGAGGAGAAACUGAAAAGAGACCAAGCUUUGGUGUCUGCUUUUAAACAGCAAAAACUGGAAAAAGAAGCUCAGAAGAACUGGGACCUUUUUUAUAAAAGAAACAGUACCAAUUUUUUCAAGGACAGACACUGGACCACCAGAGAGUUUGAGGAGUUGAGAUCAUGUAGGGAGUAUGAAGGUCAGAAAUUGACUUUGUUGGAGGCUGGCUGUGGGGUUGGGAACUGUUUAUUCCCACUUUUAGAAGAAGACUUGAAUCUCUUUGCCUAUGCCUGUGAUUUUUCUCCAAGGGCAGUUGACUACGUGAAGCAACAUCCUUUGUACAAUGCAGAGAGAUGCAAAGUGUUCCAGUGUGACCUCACUAGAGACAACCUUCUUGACCACGUCCCACCAGAGUCUGUGGAUGCCGUUACACUGAUCUUUGUGCUCUCAGCUGUGCACCCUGAGAAGAUGCGCCUUGUCUUACUAAACGUGUACAAGGUAUUAAAACCAGGCAGAAGUGUCUUGUUCCGUGACUACGGGCUGAAUGAUCACGCCAUGCUUAGAUUUAAAGCCGGAAGCAAACUUGGAGAAAAUUUUUAUGUCAGGCAAGAUGGAACCAGAUCGUAUUUUUUUACUGAUGAAUUCCUGGCGCAGCUCUUUGUGGAUGCAGGUUAUGAAGAAGUGGUGAACGAGUAUGUGUUUCGAGAGACAGUGAAUAAAAAAGAGGGCCUGUGUGUGCCUCGAGUUUUCCUUCAGAGCAAGUUCCGGAAGCCUCCGAAGGACCCAGCCCCUACCAGUGACUCUGCUUCACUUUGAAGAAAAGGACGUUAAACUAUUUUGUAUUUUUUUAUAUUCUGAAUUUUUGAAAAUUGCAUGUGUUAUUUUUGUACUGAGAACAAGUGAAGACUGGGGAGUUGGCUCAGCAGGUAAAGGUGCUAGCUGUGCAAGCUUAGCAACCUGGGUGGAUCAGCAGUCUUAUGUUGAGCCGGAGAGGUGGCUCAGUGGUCAAGAGUGUUGGCUGCUCUUGGGGAGGGCCUGGGUUCGGUUUCCAGCACCCACAUGGCAGCUCACUUCCAUCAGUAAUUCCAGUCCCAGGUAUUGAGUGCCCUCUUCUGAC